GUGACUGCGACAGAGUCACGCAUGGCCCCCAUCCGUGCACUGGGCAUGGAUGUGGUGGUGGAGGCGCCGCAAGUUCCGGCUCAACGGCGUCGACGUCCAUUGCUCCGUCCACAGGCUCCAUUACUUCGUCCGCGUACAAGUUCGGAGCAGCCGGUCCGGCAAGGAUCCAGGCCGGGAGCGGCGCCGGCGCCGGUUCACGCGAAGCACCGGAAGGCCCAGCACCGUGGCGACCACGGGCGCCAUGCCUAAGACGUGGUGCAUGGCGGCGGAAACCGUUCCGGCGGCCACCGAACCGGCGAAGAUCGCGGGCGUGGCGGUUGUGGCGGCGAAGUCCGCCAACACAAUGACGACGGCGACGGCUGUGUCGACGUCGACCGCCGUCACGAAUGAGGUGCAGGAAGAAGGAUAGGAGACCACGAGGCAUCCUCUUACCUUCUCCUUUCCUCCCUUCUGUCUUCUUUGUCUCGGCGACUCUCGCCGGAGUUGUU
Hordeum vulgare subsp. vulgare (domesticated barley) is the source of this 488-nucleotide messenger RNA. RefSeq lists its product as uncharacterized. The transcript has a single exon. The coding region runs from base 50 to 409 and encodes 119 amino acids. NCBI's taxonomy places the organism in Eukaryota, Viridiplantae, Streptophyta, Magnoliopsida, Poales, Poaceae. The record is from RefSeq and is a predicted model, not a curated record.